AUGAGCGCGGGCUCGGAGCGCCGGGCGGCGGCGGCCCCCGGGGUGGUGCCGGCGCCCUGCGCCUCGAAGGUGGAGCUGCGGCUGAGCUGCCGGCACCUGCUGGACCGCGACCCGCUCACCAAGUCCGACCCGAGCGUGGUGCUGCUGCUGCAAUCGCAGGGCCAGUGGGUGCAGGUGGGCAGAACCGAGGUGGUCCGGAGCAGCCUGCACCCGGUCUUCUCCAAGGUCUUCACGCUUGACUACUACUUUGAGGAGGUGCAGAAGCUGCGCUUUGAGGUUUACGACACCCAUGGGCCCAGCAGCCUGAGCUGCCAAGAGGAUGACUUCCUGGGGGGCAUGGAAUGCACUUUGGGGCAGAUAGUGGCCCAGAAGAAGGUGACCCGGGCACUGUUGCUGAAGUUCGGCAGGAACGCGGGCAAGUCCACCAUCACGGUGAUAGCCGAGGACAUUUCCGGGAACAACGGCUACGUGGAGCUCUCCUUCAGGGCCAGGAAACUGGACGACAAGGACCUCUUCAGCAAGUCAGACCCCUUCCUGGAGCUAUACCGGAUCAAUGAUGAUCAGAGUGAGCAACUGGUGUACCGGACGGAGGUGGUGAAGAACGACCUGAGCCCUACCUGGCAGUCUUUCAAGGUGUCUCUGAACAGCCUGUGCAGCUGUGAGGAGUCGCGGCCUCUGAAGGGCCUCGUUUGGGAUUACGACUCCCGCGGAAAGCACGACUUCAUCGGAGAAUUCUCCACCACCUUCGAGGAGAUGCAGAAAGCCUUCGGGGAGGACAAGGCCCAGUGGGACUGUGUGAACUCCAAGUAUAAGCAGAAGAAGCGCAAUUACAAGAAUUCUGGGGUGGUCAUCCUGGCAGACCUGAAGCUCUACAGGGUGUACUCGUUCCUGGACUACGUCAUGGGCGGCUGCCAGAUCCACUUCACGGUGGCCAUUGACUUCACGGCCUCCAAUGGGGACCCCAGGAACAGCUGCUCCCUGCACUACAUCAACCCCUUCCAGCCCAACGAGUACCUACAGGCCCUGGUGGCCGUGGGAGAGAUCUGCCAGGACUAUGACAGCGACAAGAGGCUCUCUGCUUUGGGCUUUGGAGCCCGGAUCCCUCCCAAGUACGAGGUGUCCCAUGACUUUGCCAUCAAUUUCAAUCCCGAGGACGAUGAGUGUGAAGGGAUCCAGGGCGUGGUGGAGGCCUACCAGAACUGCCUGCCCAGGGUCCAGCUCUACGGCCCCACCAACGUGGCGCCCAUCAUCUCCAAGGUGGCCCGCACAGCUGCGGCCGAGGAGCGCACGCAUGAGGCCUCUCAAUACUACAUUCUGCUGAUCCUGACGGACGGCGUGGUGACCGACAUGGCGGACACACGUGAGGCCAUCGUGCGCGCCUCCCACCUGCCCAUGUCCAUCAUCAUUGUUGGGGUGGGCAACGCCGACUUCACCGACAUGCAGGUGCUAGACGGUGACGAUGGUGUCCUGCGCUCCCCACGUGGUGAACCCGCCCUCCGCGACAUCGUGCAGUUCGUGCCCUUUCGGGAGCUCAAGAGCGCGUCCCCCGCGGCAUUGGCCAAGAGUGUGCUGGCCGAGGUGCCCAGGCAGCUGGUGGAAUACUACAGCCACAAGGAGCUGCCUCCGAGAGACCUCGGUGCCCACGCCUGA
Rangifer tarandus platyrhynchus (Svalbard reindeer) is the source of this 1650-nucleotide messenger RNA. NCBI's taxonomy places the organism in Eukaryota, Metazoa, Chordata, Mammalia, Artiodactyla, Cervidae. The record is from the annotation of a GenBank genome assembly.